AUGGAGAUGCCGCUCUACAUUUCACGUAGCGGUGUCUCGCUUGCACACUACACGUACUACAAGCAGUCUUGGUUGAGAGCUCGUUGGAUCUCUCUGGAGGCUUGUAGGCGUUAUUAUGAUGUAGAUAAGCUCACUAGGGUCCUGGGCAAAGGUUUCCCAAUUUGCCCCUCCCAAGUGCCACGAGAGACCAGUUCGAUAAGAACAUACAUCCCGGUCAUCCCACCAUCUCUGGCUUGGUUUAACUCGCUAUCGGCAAUCAUGAUAACAAUGUUUAAUAUUUGUUUGUGUGUGAUGCAGGGUGGAGGGCGACGCGAGUGCGAGGAGGCGGCAGGGUGCGCGUGCGGCGGCGCCCCGCCCGCGCCCCCCGCGCCGCUCGUGCACCACCCGCUCCGCGCUCUCGACCAGAUGCCGCCGCCUCUGCUCAGGUCGAAUCCCCUAUACACAGAGGAAGAAGAGCAAGAGGUAGUGAUAAUCGUGGACUCGCUGGACGAGGUGCCCGAGGGGGAAGCCCCGGAGCCGCCGCGCACGCCGCGGAGAGCUCCCUCCACAUCAUCAGGCUACGGCAGCGGCGGCGGCAGCCACGGCCGGGUGUCCCCCAACUUACCAAAGAGCGAUCAGUUCGAGGCGCCGGCCUGCCGGCUCUCCGACUCGGACAAGAACGAUGGAUCUCACACCACGUCGGACUCCGACGCCAGUCCCGUCUGCACCCUCAGCAGGAGCUUGAAGGAGGAUAUUAGGUCCUGUUUAGGAGUAUGCAGAUGGGAGAAAGAUGUAAACGAAGUAGUGGAGGCGGCAGUCCGCGGUGCGGGCGGGAUCAGUGCGGCGCGCGCGCGGCUGCACGCGGCGCUGCUGGCGCUGCACGAACCGCCGCCGCGCCUGCCCCAACAGGGGCCCGUCCCUGCCUUACUGCGGCCCCGGCGUCAGGCCCGGGGAUGUCACCAUGAUGCCCAAGAACACUGA
Molecule: messenger RNA, 960 nt
Organism: Trichoplusia ni (cabbage looper)
Lineage: Eukaryota; Metazoa; Arthropoda; Insecta; Lepidoptera; Noctuidae
Exons: 5
Coding region: 1-960 (319 amino acids)
Source: RefSeq, a predicted model, not a curated record